Messenger RNA from Rhineura floridana, 1381 nucleotides. It is a transcript of the gene PLD6, whose product is annotated as phospholipase D family member 6. The record is from RefSeq and is a predicted model, not a curated record. The transcript has 2 exons. NCBI's taxonomy places the organism in Eukaryota, Metazoa, Chordata, Lepidosauria, Squamata, Rhineuridae. Gene Ontology annotation, molecular function: RNA endonuclease activity producing 5'-phosphomonoesters, hydrolytic mechanism. The coding region runs from base 107 to 844 and encodes 245 amino acids. Gene Ontology annotation, biological process: piRNA processing. Gene Ontology annotation, cellular component: mitochondrion.
GGGAGGCAAGCACGCACUAGUACACGCGCAUGCGCUGUGGUGUGCCUAGCGCGGGGAGGUGAAACGCGGCGGUUGAAAUUAGAAAAGAGCGCACGAGGUGGCGCGCAUGCGCUCCGGGACACGAGAGGGGAAAAAGGCGGUUGAGGGUGCGCGCGCAGGCGCAGCGGCUUCACGCCCUGAGGCGACGAUGUGGUGCGGCAGGGCGCAGGUGUUGCUGGCCGUGGGGCUUGGCAUGGCCCUCGAAGCCCUGGCCUGCUGGUUGCUGAGGCGGUGGGACCGGCUUUGGGCGUCCCCGGCGGUGCGCGAAGUGCUUUUCUUCCCGUCGCGUGUGACGUGCAUCGAGGAGCUGCUGGCGGAGGCGGAGGCGCGGCCCGUGGCCCCGUGCGUGUGCCCGCUGCCCCACGGCGAGAGCGCGCUCGGCCGCCUCCUGGCCCACCUGCUGUCGGCGCGGCGCUCCCUCGAGCUCUGCGUCUUCGCCUUCUCCAGCUCGCAGCUCCGCCGGGCCGUCGUCCUCCUACACCGGCGCGGCGUCCGCGUCAGGGUCGUCACCGACACGGACUACAUGGCCCUCAAAGGCUCACAGAUCGGGAACCUCCGGCAAGCCGGAAUUCAGGUACGUCACGAUCAGGAUUGUGGCUACAUGCACCACAAGUUUGCCAUCAUUGACAAAAAAAUGCUGAUUACUGGCUCCUUGAACUGGACUACACAAGCCAUUCAGAAAAACAGAGAGAAUGUGCUGAUAGUUGAAGACACAGACUGUGUAAAUAUUUUCCUGACAGAAUUUGAAAAGAUUUGGGAGGACUACAAUCCAGCUAAUUACACAUUUUUCCCCAAAGAAGAGUAGGUACUGAAAAAGAAUAACAUUGAGCCUGGGACAAAAAUGCAGCUUGAAUGACAAUUUUGCAGUAAGUAAGAAUUUUAGACCAAAGACUUAUUGCUGUCUCAAGCUAAGUAUUUAAGAAUGGCACAAUUGCUUUAGCAGUGACUAAGGACCAAAUUCUACUUUUAAAGAAUUGUACAACCAGCAUACUGUGUUUGAAUUAUUUUCUGAGAAAUUAAUGGCCUGUGCUUAUCUAUUAUUUUUACAUAUCUAAAUCUGUUCCCAGUGAAUAAAGCUUAUUUUUUUAUAUUCUGAGAACACAUGUUCCUAUUGUAAAACAACCGUCCCAGCAUGUGGAAAGUUAGCAUUUCAAGAAGAGUUUUUAUUCUAGAUUCUCCCAGAGAUCCUAGCUUCCACAUGCAGAAAAGUCUUGUGUUUUUUGGAACAUUCUAACAUACAGCUUUCCCCUUUGUGUUCUGUAGUAGUAUACCUCUAGGGAUAAUAUGUGAAAUAGAAGAAAUAAAUGCUCAGUCAGUAUGUGAAUGUGUGUACUUUAACUCA